UUUCUGCUGAGUAGUCUGAGCUUAUUCUUAUUGACUCUCCUUUGUAGAUGACUUUUCGUUUAUCUCUUGUUUUCUUUAAAUUAAAAAAAAAAAGUUUUCCCUUUCUGGACUAAAUUGAAAUGUGUAAAUAUCACAUCAGUCUUUUGACAGAAUUAGGCUAUGCUUUACUGUAAGGAGUUUAGAUUAUUUCUGAGUUUUCUUAAUGAACAUAAUAGAAUAUGUGGUUAUACUCUGUGCUUAUUGAGGAUGUUGAAAGGAUUUUAGAAGUACACUCUUUCUCUUACAUAUGGAAGUCUGGACAUCCUUAUUUUGUAGCUAGGAUUUAUUAAACCCUGCAUCCACCUGUCUGAAUACCUGACUUACCCCUUUGACAGACCCCUGUAACUUGGAGAUGUCUUUUGUUUAAUCUUGAAAGUGGUAACUAAGUUUCUUGGGGGGAAUGUAAUCAUGGAACAUAUUCACUUCCUUAUGUUUCAUACCGGACUGGGAAUUGGGGUUCCUGGUUCUGCCAUUAGCUAAAUGUGUCCUUCUAGUCUGUUUUCUCCUCACCUGCAGAAGGACAGGGUUGAAAUGAGUGGUCUCUAAGACACUUGAUGGUAUUAUUCUCUUUGCCCUUCAUACGUAAAACUGUCAUCCCUCAAUUGUGGGUCGCUCAGUUCCUUUAUUAUUUAAUGACAGGAUGGCUUCUACCCCUGCCCUUUGCCUUAUCCCCACAACUUGAAACUGCCUCCCCAAAACGUUUAGCCAGCAUGCAGAGUUGGAUUCAAACUUAGAAAAUACACCAGCUUAGCAUCAUUUGAACAAAAUGGUAUGGAGGUUAUGACUUUAGAUUUUAGGUGCUACCCACCAUGGUCUUCUUUUCAUUAAGCUGGAAGUUGGCAUUUGGUCAAAGAAUUUUACUGCUUCUGGCCAAUGCGAUAAUCCUCUUAGGCUAAAUCCCAGUUUUCGUAUCCUUUUCCAGGUACACAGUUUCUCCUAGCAUGACCAAGCUCUGAUUAGCAACCACGAGAAUUUGAAUCCUGUGUCCAGUGCCAUAGUGCUGGGGCCUAGCUCAUCUUCUACAACCAUGGCCACUGCCUCUACUUCCACCCCUGUAAUUUCACAGCCCCAGUUCACAGCCAUGAAUGAACGACAGUGCUUCUACAAUGAGUCUAUUGCCUUCUUUUAUAACCGGAGUGGAAAGUAUCUCGCCACAGAGUGGAACACAGUCAGCAAGCUGGUGAUGGGACUUGGAAUCACUGUCUGUAUCUUCAUCAUGUUGGCCAACCUACUGGUCAUGGUGGCAAUCUACGUCAAUCGCCGCUUCCAUUUUCCUAUUUAUUACUUAAUGGCUAAUCUGGCUGCGGCAGACUUCUUUGCUGGGUUGGCCUACUUCUACCUAAUGUUCAACACAGGACCCAAUACUCGGAGACUGACCGUCAGCACGUGGCUCCUUCGUCAGGGCCUCAUUGACACCAGCCUGACGGCAUCUGUGGCCAACUUACUGGCUAUAGCAAUCGAGAGGCACAUUACAGUUUUCCGCAUGCAGCUCCACACACGGAUGAGCAACCGGCGGGUGGUAGUGGUCAUUGUGGUCAUUUGGACUAUGGCCAUUGUUAUGGGUGCUAUACCCAGUGUGGGCUGGAACUGUAUCUGUGAUAUUGAAAAUUGUUCCAACAUGGCACCUCUCUACAGUGACUCUUAUUUAGUCUUCUGGGCCAUUUUCAACUUGGUGACCUUUGUGGUAAUGGUGGUUCUGUAUGCUCAUAUCUUUGGCUAUGUUCGCCAGAGGACUAUGAGAAUGUCUAGGCAUAGUUCUGGACCCCGGCGGAAUCGGGACACCAUGAUGAGUCUUCUGAAGACUGUGGUCAUUGUGCUUGGUGCCUUUAUCAUCUGCUGGACUCCUGGACUGGUCUUGUUACUUCUAGACGUGUGCUGUCCACAGUGUAAUGUUCUGGCCUAUGAGAAAUUUUUCCUUCUCCUUGCUGAAUUCAACUCUGCCAUGAACCCCAUCAUCUACUCCUACCGCGACAAGGAGAUGAGUGCCACCUUCCGACAGAUCCUCUGCUGCCAGCGCAGUGAGACCAGCGGCCCCACGGAAGGCUCCGACCGCUCAGCUUCCUCCCUCAACCACACCAUCUUGGCUGGAGUUCAUAACAAUGACCACUCUGUGGUUUAGAAAGGAAACUAAUGAUGAAAAGCUGACCAUCAUCCAUGGAGGGAUGAAGCCUCCCCCUACCAAAUUGCAAGGGCAAGGUGGGGUGUGAGAGAGGAAGAAAAUAAACUCAUGUACUUAAACACUAACCAACGGCAGUAUUUGUUCCUGGACCCCACAACACUUGACAUAUAUUGAAAAUUAGCUUACGUGGCAACUCUCAUCCUGAUCCCCAUUCCUUUGGAAAGUAGAAAGUGGAAUCCUUAUAAUGGAAUUCAUGAAUAGACUCUGGAGUGUCCAUUUAGAUGACACUAACUAGCCUUUAAAAGGUUUUGCGUGGUUUGGUGCCAGUCAGACUUAUUGAAUCCACAACUUCAUUUACAUACAGGCUCCCCCACUUCUUUUUUAAUUCUUAAAGGAUACAUUUCAUUUAAUAAACGUGUUUACGCUGAUCAGCAUGCUUGUGAUGGACAAGACUAUAGCUUUUUUUUUUUUUAACUACCAUAACUAUUUUUUUCCUUAUGUAGAAAAAUUGUAAAUUAGAAUCAUUUUUUUAGAAAGCAUGCAUAUAAUGUAUGUAUGCAGUAAGCCUUAAAAAAUAAAAGGAUACUAAUUGUAAAAUCUUGUGGAAAAUAGAACCUAGAUGUCAAUGCCAGUACUUGUUAAGGUUAUGAAGCAAAAAAUGCUGUAGUCAUAUUAUUACCUUUUUAUUAAAGUGUUAUAUCAGUAUAAACAAAUAGGGAAUGUACAUUUAUUACCAAAAGAAUAUGUACUCUAAAAAGUCAUAGAAGAUAAAAACCAAAUAAUAUUGUUCCCACAUAUUAUGAUACCCAAGUGCAUUCUAAUGACCAGUGCAUCAGAGGAAUUUUUUAA
This is a messenger RNA of Trichechus manatus latirostris (Florida manatee), 3007 nucleotides long. It is a transcript of the gene LPAR1, whose product is annotated as lysophosphatidic acid receptor 1. Gene Ontology annotation, cellular component: plasma membrane; cytoplasm. NCBI's taxonomy places the organism in Eukaryota, Metazoa, Chordata, Mammalia, Sirenia, Trichechidae. Bases 1067 to 2158 code for a protein of 363 amino acids. Gene Ontology annotation, molecular function: lysophosphatidic acid receptor activity. The record is from RefSeq and is a predicted model, not a curated record. The transcript is spliced from 3 exons. Gene Ontology annotation, biological process: neurogenesis; regulation of metabolic process; phospholipase C-activating G protein-coupled receptor signaling pathway.